Messenger RNA from Epinephelus lanceolatus (giant grouper), 1558 nucleotides. RefSeq names its product interferon-induced protein 44. The record is from RefSeq and is a predicted model, not a curated record. Gene Ontology annotation, biological process: immune response. Lineage: Eukaryota; Metazoa; Chordata; Actinopteri; Perciformes; Serranidae.
AUGAUAAGACAACUGGACAGAGACGGGUUCCUUUACAUAGAAAAGAAAGUGAAACCUAAAGGCAGGACAGCAAAUAGGAAAAAUGAUGCUGCAUUCACGUGCUCCUCGGAUGGUCCCACUUCCCUGGUUUCACUUUCUUUUCUAUGUAAAGGAACCCGUCUCUGUCCAGUUGUCUUAUCAUUCGCCACGUCCAGAGCUUCACACAGCGGUAAAAUGCAGAAACCAUUUGGAAGUCUGGUCAGGGCGUCCACCUUUUCAUUUAGCACAGCCUCCAAAGCUCCAACUACUUCAUCCCAACCCACUGUUGGAACGGCAGCAGAAGAUGCUCUCAGCGCCUCCAUAUUCGCCAGCUCAACAGAGAGACAGGAGAACAAACCUUUGUUUACAUUGCCAAGAGCUCAAGGAACAUUGGAAUCUCCAUGGAGAGACGUGGAGUGGACAGAAGAGCAGAGGACAAGCCUGAUGAAGACUGUCAGCUCCUACAGGCAGAGCUGUGACGAGGGGACUCAGGCUCGGGUUCUCCUCCUGGGCCCGGUCGGCUCUGGAAAGUCCAGCUUUGUCAGUUCAGUCCAGUCAGUGUUUAAUGGAAGAGUCACCAACCGGGCCAUGGUGGGCUCCUCUUCGACCAGCUUCACCAAGAAGCUGCAGUCCUUCAACAUCCAUGGUCAGAAGGGAGAGGAUCCUACUGGACUGGUGCUGUGCGAUAUUGUUGGACUGGGGGGUGAAGAGAUGGCCGGACUGACCCUCCAUGACAUCCUGUCUGUCAUUAAAGGUCAUGUACCUGAGGGACACAAGUUUAGCCCAGAUCAGCCAGUGAGGUCUGAGACUGUGGGCUAUGUGAAGAGGCCAAGCCUCAAAGACAAGAUCCAUUGUGUGGCCUUUGUGGUGGACGCCUCUAAAAUCCUGACCUACUCCAAACGCUUCAGCAUCACCUUCCAGCAUCUCCGAGAGCACAUCAGUGACCUGGGUGUCCACCAGGUGGCUCUGCUGACCCACAUAGACAAAAUAUGUCGAGAAACAGCCAAAGAUGUCACUCAGGUUUACAAGAGCCACAUCAUUCGCGACACGAUGAGUAAAGCAGGAGAUCUGUUGGGUAUGUCCACCUCCUACAUCGUCCCAGUGAAGAACUACUCGUCAGAGCUGGACCUGGACCAGGACACUGACGUGCUUCUGCUUAGUGCUGUCGACCACAUCCUGCAGUAUGCUGACCUGUAUUUCCAGGACAAUACACCACAAGAUGCAGGGCCAAAGAUAAUCUAAACAUACAUUUCUGAGCUUUUGAAACAUGUCUUUCAGACAAUAUGAAGAAAGUCAUCGUUGACAUUUGGAGGAGGGAAUUUUGUGUGUGGGGUUUGAACAUUUCUGACUUUAGCGCCUCCUGGUGGUAAUAACGAAGCUACAGUAUAGUCACAUAAAAUGUUUCAAAUAGAGGAUUUAAACUAUCAUAUUGAACUGAUUUUUCUCAUGUUUUUUUUACUUUUUUUUACAAAAAAGAAAUCAGAUUGUAAUGGACAAAAUGGUGUGAUUCAGAAUAAAAACAGAAGUCUGAGAUAUUUUA